This is a messenger RNA of Mauremys mutica (yellowpond turtle), 3942 nucleotides long. It is a transcript of the gene EIF4EBP2, whose product is annotated as eukaryotic translation initiation factor 4E binding protein 2. Gene Ontology annotation, molecular function: eukaryotic initiation factor 4E binding. Gene Ontology annotation, biological process: negative regulation of translational initiation. Gene Ontology annotation, cellular component: cytoplasm. NCBI's taxonomy places the organism in Eukaryota, Metazoa, Chordata, Testudines, Geoemydidae. The coding region runs from base 1 to 348 and encodes 115 amino acids. The transcript is spliced from 3 exons. The record is from RefSeq and is a predicted model, not a curated record.
AUGUCCUCCUCCGGCGGCCACCAGCACAGCCAGAGCCGGGCCAUCCCCACCAGGACCGUGCCCAUCAGCGAUGCCACGCAGCUACCUCAUGACUAUUGCACCACGCCCGGGGGGACCCUGUUUUCUACCACUCCUGGAGGUACCCGAAUCAUCUACGACCGUAAGUUUCUGUUAGAUCGCCGCAAUUCCCCCAUGGCUCAGACCCCACCAUGCCAUCUCCCAAAUAUUCCAGGAGUCACCAGUCCUGGUACCAUGGUCGAGGAUUCCAAAGUGGAAAUAAACAAUCUGAACAAUCAUGACAGGAAGACUGCAAUGGGGGAUGAUGCUCAGUUUGAGAUGGACAUCUGAUUACCCCAGAGCAUAACCAUGGAGAGGCAGCAAUUCCUGAUACCUGUGCAUACUCGAUUCUGCUAAUCGGAUCAGUAACUGAAAGGUGGAAGAGGCGGCGGUCGCAGCAGUCUCCAUCAGACUCCCCACUUCAUCUUCCAAGUGCCAAAGGAUAAGAAUCUAGCUCCCCAAUCCUGCUCCCUCCCCUCCUUUUUAACUCCCAUCUCCCUGCUCUGUGACUGAAUGGAUGCCCUUGUCAAAUUAUACAGAGCUGAGGAACACUCCGAGUGGAACCUUGGCAUCUCGCACUUUAGAGGCACCCUGUCAAACCAUACACAAGUGAGAACGUACCUCCAUCACCAGUUGGAUAUUUAUUGCAAACAGCAAAGGGGCCAGGGACUGGUGGAUUUAUGCUAAGUGGAGAUGGCUUUUUCUGUGUUCCCCUCCCUUCAGCCUGAUCCCAACUCACAAAGGGCUUAUGUUUGCACAGCAAGUAACCAGUUGUAAUAUGGUGUCUCCAAUACUUUCAAUCACUCACAUUUUAGAAACCACAAAGAAUAGUGGGAGAACAGGUAAGAGUCUCUGCUCAGUCUGAGUUCGUUUUCCUCAGUGGGCAGAGCACUCACUUGAGUAACUCUGGGGGAACCUGGGUACUAGUCUCACUUGUCACCUUUCUCCAUGACUGUGUGCCCUGCAAUGUAACAUGUUCUCUCUUCUGGAGCCACACAACCUUAAUUCAUUUGCUCUUGUACCUCCUUGAUUUCCAUCCUGCUGACAAACUUCUUUUUGAUAAUACUUCUUAAUGUUAUGUGUAUUUAGAGGAAGCUGUCAGUUCAUUAUACUGCUGCUUCCUCUUCCUAUCUUUCCAUCCCAAAGGAAUAUCAUCCAAAACUUCUCACUUUCAGAAACUUAACCCUUUGUUCCCUGAGUACUUUGAAUGCUAAAUCAAAACAUUUUUUUUCUAGGAUAUCGGGGAGGGGUAUCUUGUGUUAUCCUCAGGACUUCCUCCAUUUUUGCCCUUUUGCCCUUGUUAGUUUCUUCCGAUUUCUUUGCUGGUCCACACUGUAGACUGUUAUAUUGAAGGUACUGCAGUAAUGGUUAAUUUCCAACAUCCCCCAUCUCUCUUGCAUUAGGAGGAGUGUUUUUCCCCACUAACAGUUUUAAUGAAUACACUUGUUAACUGUUUAUAGUUUCAAUUUUAAGACUUCCCAUCAUAAGGGAAAAAGCGAAUGUCAAUAAGCACUCUCUGAGGAACAGUGGGCCUGCCUCUCAUCUUAUACCAUCCUUCCAUUCGUAUGGUUCACUGUGCUCCUUUCAAUCACUGGCUCCAUUACUUUUCCUCCAAGAUCCUUUGUUAACUUUUAUGUUCACUGCUGUGUAUAUUGGCUGACUUGUAAAAUUGAACAUUUGCCUGUAAGGGUCAUUUUUGGUUCCACACUGUCCAGUUUUGCUCCUGUCCAUAUCUUGCCAAAGGGAUUAGGUGGACUAGUGUGGAUUUUGACAAGAGUGUGGUGCUUCUGGCCAAUUCCUGUCUGGCCUUGCCACUUGAAAGUUCUUAAUGGGUUUGAUUUAGUUGCUGAGGGCAUCGCUCAAACUGUAGCUAGACAUGUUUCCCAUUGCCCCACUUGCUGGGAGACUGUAUCUGACAUGUGAGUCAGAAAUUUACACAGCUCAGUUAUAAAUUGGAAAAUACCCUGUUUUCUCUUUUGGUAUGCAAAAGGGACACUUUCCUGGUAAAAUACUUCUUUGGGGAAGGAAGGUUUCCUGAAAAAACUCAUUUUUUCCCUCUUCCCUUCAAAAUGUGAAUAACACAGGAACAAAAAUCCUUUGUAAUGUUUGAUCUCUCAGGAAUAGACUAUUUAUCUGGGAAAUGCAAGGUCUCCUUAAAGCCUUGGUGAUGGCCAGAAAUGUGACUAAAACUACACCUCUAUGUCCUGUAUUUAUUCUCUGGCAUUAUUCCACCUCUGUUUAGUAUGAAGGAUGCUAUAGAAAGCUCAGUUGUACUUUGUGGCUCCCAGAUCCAAUUUGUUCAGUUCAGAUAUUUCUAAAGUACACUGCAAGUUCUGCCUCAUGUAGGAAACACUGACUUUUUUUUUUUUUUCCUUCCCCAUUCUGCUUCAUGCAUGAUCACUAACAAUAGUUUCUGGAAUUUAGCAGGCAGUUUUGUUGAUGAGGCAGAACAGAAUCCAGAUUUGCUCUGUAGGGCUGUUAAUAGUAAAAACUUGGGUUUGUCAGUGAACUAAGCAGAGUUGAUUUGGGAGAAACAGGAAGAAGAAAUGGGCAGUGACAAGGUAUCAUUAGUCACUUUUCUCAUCAUAGUGAUAGAUUUUGUUUUGUUCGUAACUUCUCAGCUUUUCAAAGCACUGCACAGGUGUUCAGCUAUUUGACUCUUUUAUUACAAGAAUUGUGCCGCUAAAAUCCUGUUGUAACACUGAAAAUUUAUCCCUAAGUGUACAGUGCAGCAAGAGCUUCCAUUAUGCAACAAUCCUCUUAGCUGUCAGCCGGAUAAAUCAUUCUGACUUUUGUCGACGAGAUGUAUUUUUUUUUAAAUACCCAAGGCAAGAAACAAGCAUCCAGAGAGGAAAGGAUCAUCUGGUGGUUGAGGCAUUGGAGCAGGAUUAGGAAAAUCGGGGGUUUGUUUCAGGCACUUGUUUCACACAUUCCUGUGUGACCUUGAUCAAAUCACUUAGUGUCUCUGUGCUUUAGUUUCCCAUCUGGAAAAUAGGGAUAACAGCAUUUCCCCAUGGCACAACCAUGACCCCUAGUUGUUGUGUUAUGAGAAGGAUUAAAUAACACUUCCUUACUUACUUUCUCCAGAGAAAGUGGACAGUGAAAAUAUUCAGGUACUUCUUAAGCACCACAACUGCAGGGUAACACUUAAAUCCAAUCUAAAUGCUCUGUUUGUUAAAACUGAAGGGACGAUGAUAAUAAAAUGUUCAGUUUUGUAAAUGCUUUAUUUUAUUAAACCUAAAUUUUGCACUUAAAUGUUUGUGUCCCAGACAUUACAGGUCAGAUCUUUCCUUGCAUUAGGGCAGCUUUGUCUCACCCCAUCAGUGCCCUUUUUAACCAGUUUUAGGAUGCUGCGGGAUUCUCUGUGCAUAGUGAGGUCCUUGGGUGGUGCAGAGCCAUCAUACACUCCCCCGGCUCCUUGCAUUCAGCACGGGACAAGGUUAAAGCAACCCUUGGCUAUUGCAUUGGCCCCUUGGCAGCUAAAACAAGUUAGAGUAGCCCUUAGACUGCUCUAACUUGUGCUUUGGGACUAGCUCGGAGAUUGGGAAACAGCUUCUCCCUUACCUAAUAUGCCCAGCUUUAAUCCUUAUUUUUAACCAUUAAAACAUAGGGCCUGGAUGAUGCACUGGGUUAGUGCAGGAACCUGUUCACUUUCAGGGACCUGGGUUCAGAUUCUAUCUCUGACAAUAAAUAAAAAUGAAUCUAGCAGGUUUAUCCUAAUUCCUACUACUCCACUUCAUAAAACCGCAACCCUGUAGCUUGGUUUAUGCUAAGGGAAUUCCAACCACUUGUCACUUUGGCUGGAGCUGUCCUGUAGACCAGGCUUCAAGUGCCCUGAACCAUUUUUACUAAAUUAAUUUCACAACCUGCAGAAUGCAUUUUUUU